AUGGCGAGAUUGGUCCGCAGAGCCACCGCAGCUGAGGUGAAGCAAAGCCUGGUUCGGUUCUAUAACCGCUCCGGCUCAGAUUCAACAUACCUAUAUGGAGCAAAUCCUCUGAAUCACUCUAUCAAUACCAGAUUCUUCACUGGGUCAGACACUGGGAACCCAAUAAGUCGUGAGAACAUGAAGCAAUCAAGCACUGUUGCAGGCUUAGAAACCGGUAUAAAGUCCAACUCGCCCCUGCGAACGACUUAUAGGUUAUGGGAUCAGACUCCACUUCCAUCAAGCAGAAAGGCCAAAACUCAUCAUGUAGGCCGGAGAAGCACCACUGACGGCAGCCGUGAUUCGCUAUCACUUUUUCAGCCAGGAUCUAGGUCAACUUCCUUCAGUGAAACUUCUCACGGCCUAGCGUCAACCUCUUCCAGUGAUCGAAGCCAUCGCCUCGUAACUGUAUGCCAGAAGACCCAAGACACAACAGGCGGCGAUACAAAGGACAGUAACUACCCUUUAGCUUGCCCCUUCUUCAAACGUGAUCCCAGCAAGUAUGGACAGACAUGUUCUAGGGGCUGGUUUCAGUUUCACAGGUUGAAGGAGCAUGUAUUUCGAAAACACUGUACGCCAAGGUACAGAUGUUCUCGCUGUCUAUCAUAUUUUGAUGAUGCUGCUGGCCUUGAAGAACACGCUCGUUCUGUGGAACCUUGCAUAUUGCGGGAAUCCACAGAAAUUGAGGGCAUAAACGCCGAACAGGAACGCCGCCUCCGCUCAAGGAAGCGAACCAGGACGGAGACUGACUCAAACGAAGCGGGUCGUGAGGCACAACGAUGGCGCGAGAUGUACAAGAUCAUCUUCCCAGAUGCUGAUUCACAGACAAUAUCUCCGUACAACGAUUACAGCCAUGUAGCUUACACAGCGGCCGGCUCCUCGGAAACAAUUGAAAAUUACAGCAAGUUCUUAGAUGGAGGUAUUCCUUCAGAGGUUCAAAACAAAUUGCAGGCAACUAUCAAUCGGGAGCUUGGAUUUAGUGAACUGGAAGGGAGGAGAAUUAUUGACAUACUCCCCAUCCUGCAACAGACACUCCUACAGUCCUUUCAGAGCCACAAUGAGAAUUGA
Molecule: messenger RNA, 1104 nt
Organism: Fusarium proliferatum ET1
Lineage: Eukaryota; Fungi; Ascomycota; Sordariomycetes; Hypocreales; Nectriaceae
Exons: 3
Coding region: 1-1104 (367 amino acids)
Source: RefSeq, a predicted model, not a curated record